Messenger RNA from Chelmon rostratus (copperband butterflyfish), 2322 nucleotides. It is a transcript of the gene tbx6, whose product is annotated as T-box transcription factor 6. Gene Ontology annotation, biological process: vasculogenesis; regulation of transcription by RNA polymerase II; heart looping. Gene Ontology annotation, molecular function: DNA-binding transcription factor activity, RNA polymerase II-specific; RNA polymerase II cis-regulatory region sequence-specific DNA binding. Gene Ontology annotation, cellular component: nucleus. The record is from RefSeq and is a predicted model, not a curated record. Lineage: Eukaryota; Metazoa; Chordata; Actinopteri; Chaetodontiformes; Chaetodontidae.
AUGCUGAGUGUGGAGAUGUACCCCAGUUUGACUCUGGGACCGCAGAGGAUCGGAGACUGCUUCUACAGAGACCGGCAGGCUCCAGCCCACAUGCCGCUGUACCCCCCCACCUGCGACGCGGCCGCCAAAGCCCUGCCCCCGAGGCUGCUGGCCCCUCCCCCCGUCCCUAACGAGCCUGCCGCCAAGACCCCAAAAGAUGAGGUGAAGAUGGAGCUGGAGAAUGCGUCUUUGUGGAAACAGUUCAGCUCGGUGGGCACAGAGAUGAUCAUCACAAAGAAGGGCAGACGGAUGUUCCCCGGGCUGAGGUUAAAGCUCUCAGGCCUGAACCCAUCUCUCCGCUACAUCGUCCUCCUGGACAUCAUCCCUGCCGACAGCUCCCGCUAUCGUUUCCAAGGCGGCGGCUGGCAGGCCGUUGGCGGGGCGGAAGCCAGGCUACCAGACCGGGUUUUCAUCCACCCAGACUCACCCGCCACGGGUGCCCACUGGCAGAGCCGCACCAUCUCCUUUCACUACGCCAAGCUCACCAACAACACGCUAGACACACAGGGACAUAUCAUCCUGCACUCGCUGCACCGCUACCAGCCCAGAGUUCACGUAAUUGAAGCCAGAGACGUGCUGAGGUGGGGCGGAGGGCAGCACUCCUUUGUUUUCCCCGAGACCCAGUUUAUCACAGUCACCGCCUACCAAAACAACAAGAUCACAGAGCUGAAGAUCAACUCCAACCCCUUCGCUAAAGGCUUCCGAGAGGAUGGCAUGAACAGUAAAAAACAAAGAGAUGCAAGACAGAAGCGCAAAAUUUCGGCCUUGACAGAAACCUUGGACAUUGUGAGCUGUGAUCCAUGUGACUCAGCUGAUCUUCUGCCCCAGCCCACCACCACCACCACCACCAGCAGCACAGACCUGCAGGCUCUCGCCCUAGCCUCUCUGCCGCCACUGCCUGACCCCUCCUGUGGGUUCAGACCAGAGGAGGCCUCCUAUCAGGACACGCUGGUCCAGCAGCAGCCACUAGACCUCGGCCAGGCUUUCAUGGCGUCCCAGAUGUCUGAUACUAUCAGCAUCUCCAUGGCCAAUGGGAUGCAGGACACACCAGGAAGCAGGGUGGCAAAUAAUAUGAUUGAAAGGUCAGAAACUACAUCUUACACCUCCACCUUUCCUACUGCUCAGCCCAACUCCUCCGCUUUCCCCUUGGCUCCUCUUCCUCAGUCGUCCGCCCCCUUCUCCUCCCUCCCCGACUCUUCAGACACAUCCGAUCCUCAGCCCUCCAUCCCUCCUAUCGACUAUCCCUCUAUCCUGUCUUCCUCCCCCACGCUCUCCUCCUCCUCCACCACCACCACUCCCUCGCUGCAGCAGACCUCCUUCACCUUCCCCACUCCGCCUCCGUCCAACUCAUCUUCGCCACAGCCGCUCCUACCCUCCUCCUCCCCCUCUGCCUAUGACACCAUCCCAGAGACAAUCAGCCCGCAUACACCGACAGACACCUCAUUUCCUGCACCGCCCUCCACAUGUCAAACAGGUCUUCAGGGCCAAAUGUCAGCUCAGUCUCUGCUCGACCAACCUGGUGAACCCCUCCAGGGUCAACUGAUUACCAGCGGAAAUCAAAGUUCAACAGCAUUUAUCUAUCCAAAUGUCCUUCCUACUAAUCCUGCUCCAGUUACCACUCAGCCCCUCCACAACCAAAACCAACCACCAGCUCCCAGUCUGCAAUGCUCCCUUCCGGCUUCUGGUGGCCCCUCAUCUUUUGCCUUCCCCUCUGUCCCCCCACACAUGCAAAAUCUACCUUUUCCAAACAUGUCUCCCAGCUCUGCCCACCCUGCCCUGCAUCUCCCCAAUCUGAGCCACCAAGCCCAAGCUCCCUCCCUGGCUGCUGCCUUCCCUCCCUCUACUUUCCCUCAUCCGUCAUCCACCCUUCCUCACCCUCCUUUCCAGCCCUCCUCUUGCUUGGCUGUCUCCUCUUCUUUCCAGCAGACCGCCAACUCAUUGCCACAAACAGCCCAUCCUCAAAACCUGCCCAAUCCCUCCACUUGCUCCUCCACCUCCUCGUUCCCUCCGGUUGAAAUAGGUGCCCUCCCUCAGUUCAAGCCUGCUGCCCCCUACCGCCCAGAGAUGGUACUGCACCACCCUUCUCUUCUCCCUCAGCUGGAUCCAUCACUUCCAUCCAGUCUUCCCUCCUCCACCCCUCCCCCCACACUCUACCCAGCCUUCCCGUCCUACCCUCUCCGGCUUUGCCAGGACCCUCACUCAUCCCUCUCCAUCCCAUUCAGGCAUCUGUACGACAACACCAGCAUGGACAUGCCCACCCCCAGGGGUCCUACCUGGAUAUGA